UGAGCGGCUGGUGACUGUUAGCAAAGGCUGCUGGGGGGUGGGUGUGAAGUUAUGCGAAGUGCGAAAAACGGCCUGUUAUGAGCUAAUAGAACCGUCGCAGUCGACAAGUCACAGCUGGUAAUGGGCGAAACGUCAUCCGAAUGACGGUGCUACUGCCAAAAAUUGACUGACACGCCUGGGAACCCCCUUCGCUAGCUGAUUUGCCUCGUAACAUGGACGGCAAGCAAGUGUGGCAGGGCAAAGCACUGUAUGACUUUGCGCCACAGGCACCUGGUGAAAUUAGUAUUUGGGCAGAUGAAACAGUCACUAUCAUUAACAAGGAUGUCGGGGAAGGCUGGUGCGAAGGUAUCAACAGCCGAGGCGAGACUGGGUUGUUCCCCGAGGACUAUGUUGAGAUUCUCCCAGCCGGCCCCCCGCCACCGUCAGUGCCACCACCACCUCUGCCGCCCAAGUAUGAGGCAGGCCAGUCAGCCGUGUCCACCACCGCGACCACAGCACCUUCGUCUGUGCAGUACGAUAACGGCGAUGACUGGGACGAUGACUGGGACGACGACGACUCAAACCAGGGAGCGCAGGACAUGCAGCAACCUCCGCAGCUGUCUGGGCCAUGCAACUAUGGCUUGUUCCCACCUAACCGCUCAUCAAUACAGGAGGCUGGCAGCAAAGGAGAUGCCGCAUCCAAGGGUGGCACGGUCAAGCGCUUCAAUCGGUUUUCAAAUUUUGUUAAAUCGGGAGGAGAAUCGUGGCUCCUAGGACUGAUCAAGCCCGUUGUGCCAAGCGACGAGCAGAUCCAAAUUGUGGAGUGUGAUGGGACACUCAGCUGGGGCAUCACCAUGGACCCAUACCAAUGCGAAGUGUCCUCCCCAAAGAAGGAAAGCAAGUUCAAGGGGUUCAAGAACUACAUUGCCUACCAGCUGACACCAUCGUUCAACCAGAUGCCAGUGAGCCGCCGCUACAAGCACUUUGACUGGCUUCAUGAGCGGUUGCAGGAGAAGUUCUCCCUUAUUCCAGUGCCCCCGCUGCCCGACAAGCAGAUCUCAGGCCGCUACCAGGAUGACUUUAUUGAGCACCGGAUGGCGAAGCUGCAGUUGUGGGUCAAUAGAAUAUGCCAGCACCCUGUCAUGUCACAGAGCUCGGUCUGGAUGCACUUCCUCACAUGCCGCGACGAGAAGAAAUGGAAAAUGGGCAAGCGGAAAGCCGAAAAGGACGAACUCAUGGGGACUAAUCUGUUCGCAGCCUUCCAGGUGCCACAAGUCAGCCUAGACCCACUCGCCGUUGAAACCAAGGUAGACACCUUUGGCAAACUCGCGCAGAAGAUGGAUGAUGGUGUCAACCACUUGUACAAAACCUCUCAGGACCAGAUCAAAAAGUGCUCAAAACAUUACAAGUACGAAUGUGAGAAGAUUGCCAGUUCUUUGAAGGAGUUGGCAAGUGCAUUUGACCUGGAAAAAUCGCUGCCUGCAGCUCAGCUGACGGAGGCCCUCAAGCACACGGAGGAGACUUACAAGCACAUCGGUUUCAUGUACGAGUCCAAGCUCCAGCACUACUGGGAGUCCCUUGGAGAUGUCCUGUUCAUGUACAAGGGUGUCCUCGCCGUCUGGCCAGACAUCGUCAGCUUCCAUAAGUCGUUCCUGAGCAAGCACAAGGAGUAUCAAAAGAUGCGCGACGAGGUGAAGCUGUCACAAGAGGACCUCGAAGGGAUCCGGCAGCGCAUGGAUGUUGUCUCAUAUGCCGUGAUGGCCGAAGUGAGCCACUUCCAGAGGCAGAAGGUGCAUGACUUCAAUGCUGCCAUGCACGAUUUCCUGGGCGGUCAGAUCAGCUUCUAUGAAGAGAUCGUAAAGAACCUCAAAGAAGCUCAAAGCAGGUACAUUAUGGCACCGCAGUAGUAGUGAGCGAUGCAGUCCAUUAUGCAGCAGUCUUCCUUCGCCAGCCAGCACCGGAUGCGCCUUGCAAAAGCAAUGUGUGCAGGCCCGCAUCUGGCAUCCAAAUUGAGGUACCAUGACCAGUGCUAGCGUAGCCAGCUGUCAAUGGUGUACCUCUGAAGUUGUAACUCUACCCCCUCCCUUGUACAUGUCAGUUUAGCUUUUCAGCAAGACGUGAUAUUGAGAGAGCACUACUUUCAUGGUGGAGGUGUGAAUGCCUUUGCUGCCAGUGUCUAAAGACUGAUUCCUUGCGUGUGUGCCACAACCACUGUGGCUGUCCUCAAAAUCAAAUCUUUCAAUUUUCAUGGAUGUGAGCACAUUGACCGUAUGUCUGUGCAGCUUUUUGUUUUUUUACCUGCAUCGUUGAGAUAUUCACAGGAAAAUUGUGUGUAUCACACGCUGCCCGUGUGCAUCUGUGAGAAAAAACAUAUUAGCUAUGUUGUCAAUCAAGGGGGCUUGAUGGUUGUUUUUAAGCUGUUUUCCACUGAGAUGUUUAGAUCUAGCCACACUUUUAUAAGGGCGUUUUUUGAGAUAUUUGUCCAGUUAGGCUUGUCCCUAACAAAGCUGUUUUAUUAAGCCUAUGUGGCUGCAAAUAACAGGUUAGUUGCAUAAUCUAAGUGCAACCUGUCUGUCUGAGAGUAGUUUUAUACGACUUGUAGCUCUUGUGUGACAUGGUACAUAGCUGGAUGCUUGACACAGAGUGCUAGAGCAUGCCUGUUGCACAUUUGAGAUGAUAGGAAGCAGAUGUAUCUUUCUUCUGUUGAGUACCACAAGACUGUAUCCUUCUACACAUUCUGUAUUGCUCUGCUAGUUAUAAACAUUGUUUUGAAAUAAAAGAAAUGUUUGUGCACAAAGUA
Dermacentor silvarum is the source of this 2779-nucleotide messenger RNA. RefSeq names its product sorting nexin lst-4 (gene SH3PX1). Gene Ontology annotation, molecular function: protein binding; phosphatidylinositol binding. The record is from RefSeq and is a predicted model, not a curated record. Gene Ontology annotation, biological process: plasma membrane tubulation; endocytosis; endosomal transport. Lineage: Eukaryota; Metazoa; Arthropoda; Arachnida; Ixodida; Ixodidae. The transcript has 16 exons. Gene Ontology annotation, cellular component: plasma membrane; cytoplasmic vesicle. The coding region runs from base 213 to 1886 and encodes 557 amino acids.